Molecule: messenger RNA, 2131 nt
Organism: Lycium barbarum (goji berry)
Lineage: Eukaryota; Viridiplantae; Streptophyta; Magnoliopsida; Solanales; Solanaceae
Exons: 8
Coding region: 30-1892 (620 amino acids)
Source: RefSeq, a predicted model, not a curated record
UUAUUUCAUUCAUUUUAGUCCCCAUAAAAAUGCUUUCCCACAUUUCUCACACCUCUUCUUCCACCGCUGGUUUCUUCCUCUCUUCCACCGCCAAAUCUCUUAAACCCAAAUUACCUUUUUACCCUUUUCAUUUCCCAAUUCAACAAAAACGACACCGUUUUGUUUUUUCUCCAACUAUGGCUACUUCAAUGGAUUCAGUUCUUGAUGAUUUAAAGAAACAAAACUUAAAAGGAACUGAAAAUGUUAAUAUUAGGAGUAAAUUAAGUCUUGAAGAACUUAAUUGGGAUAAUUCUUUUGUUCGUGAAUUGCCUGGUGAUCCUAGAAAUGAUAAUAUUCCAAGACAGGUGUUGCGUGCUUGCUACACAAAAGUGUUACCCUCUGUACCGGUCAAUAACCCUCAGCUUGUAGCAUGGUCAGAAUCAAUGGCGGAGUUACUUGAAUUGGAUCCUAAAGAAUUUGAGAGGCCUGAUUUUCCCUUUAUGUUCUCGGGGGCGUCACCAUUGGUGGGAGCGAUACCUUAUGCCCAAAAUUAUGGAGGACAUCAGUUCGGCACGUGGGCAGGUCAGUUAGGGGAUGGUAGAGCAAUAACUCUUGGAGAGAUUUUGAAUUCAAAGUCGCAAAGGUGGGAGCUGCAGCUUAAGGGUGCCGGAAAAACCCCCUAUAGUCGCUUCGCUGAUGGUCUUGCAGUACUUCGUAGUAGCAUCCGGGAAUUCCUUUGCAGUGAAGCAAUGCAUGGCCUUGGAAUCCCGACAACACGAGCACUUUGUCUAGUGACGACAGGAAAAAAUGUCAUGAGGGAUAUGUUUUAUGAUGGAAAUCCCAAAGAUGAACCUGGUGCAAUUGUUUGCAGAGUUGCCCAAUCUUUUCUGCGUUUUGGUUCUUAUCAAUUGCAUGCCUCCAGAAGUAAAAAGGAUCAUGAGAUCGUCCGUGCUUUGGCAGACUACGCCAUUAGAUACCACUUCCCCCAUUUGGAGAGUAUGAGUAAGAGUGAAAGCAUAUCAUGCAACACGGGCGAGGAAAAUUCAGCUGUGGAUUUAACUUCAAACAAAUAUGCAGCAUGGGCAGUGGAAGUUGCUGAGCGGACUGCUUCCAUGAUAGCCAGGUGGCAGGAUGUCGGUUUCACACAUGGAGUGAUGAAUACUGAUAACAUGAGCGUGUUAGGACUUACCAUAGAUUAUGGCCCCUUUGGGUUUUUAGAUGCUUUUGUUCCGAGUUACACACCAAAUACCACUGAUCUUCCUGGCAGAAGAUAUUGUUUCGCAAAUCAGCCAGAUGUAGGUUUAUGGAAUAUUGCACAGUUUGUCUCUGCCCUAUCUACUGCUGAGUUGCUAAGUGAUAAGGAGGCAGAUUAUGCCAUGGAAAGAUAUGGAAACAAAUUUAUGGAUGAUUAUCAAGCUAUCAUGACUAGAAAACUUGGUCUGGCGAAGUACAAUAAAAAGUUGAUUGGUGAACUACUCAAGAAUAUGGCCAUGGAUAAAGUUGAUUACACAAAUUUCUUUCGAUCUCUAUCAGACAUCAAAGCCGAUCCUGCAAUUCCAGAAGACCAAUUGUUGGAUCCUCUUACAGCUGUUCUCCUAGAUAUUGGUAAGGAACGCAAGGAAGCCUGGACAAGCUGGGUAAAGGCCUAUAUACAAGAGCUUUCUACAACCGGUAUAUCAGAUGAGGAGAGGAAAGUUUCAAUGAAUUCUGUAAAUCCGAAGUACAUCCUCAGAAACUAUCUAUGCCAGAGUGCCAUUGAUGCAGCAGAACAAGGCGAUUUUGGGGAGGUUCGGCAGCUAUUGAAGGUUAUGCAAUGUCCAUUUGAUGAACAACCCGGCAUGGAGAAAUACGCACGCUUGCCUCCAGCUUGGGCUAAUCGUCCUGGUGUAUGCAUGCUUUCUUGUUCCUCAUAAGGCUUCCACUAUGUAAUACAAGAGUUUUAACUUGUAUAUAACAGAAAAAGUCAGUUUUUCAUUGUUGUAGUAAUAUGUAAAAGGUAUAGCUGCCUCUUUUGCCAUGUUCUUGUUUUCUGGUCAUAAGUACGCAACAAUGUAAUGUAAGUAGAGUGGUCUUGUAGCCCCGAUUCAUGGAGAUUAAAGCUGUUUUACGCUAAAAGAAAUCUUGUGAUUGCAUUUCCACGCACGGGUUGUUA